Messenger RNA from Cryptosporidium muris RN66, 2439 nucleotides. RefSeq names its product DNA repair helicase family protein. The coding region runs from base 1 to 2439 and encodes 812 amino acids. Gene Ontology annotation, molecular function: DNA helicase activity; ATP binding; hydrolase activity, acting on acid anhydrides, in phosphorus-containing anhydrides. Gene Ontology annotation, cellular component: nucleus. Gene Ontology annotation, biological process: nucleobase-containing compound metabolic process; establishment of sister chromatid cohesion. The record is from RefSeq and is a predicted model, not a curated record. NCBI's taxonomy places the organism in Eukaryota, Apicomplexa, Conoidasida, Eucoccidiorida, Cryptosporidiidae. The transcript is spliced from 2 exons.
AUGACCUGCAAAGAAAACAAAUUUGGUUUCCCAUUUACUCCAUAUAAAAUUCAAGAACAAUUUUGUCGAAAGGCAUGGGACUUAUUUUCAAAUCCUGGAAGCAUCGGAAUAUUUGAGUCUCCCACAGGAACUGGGAAAUCUAUAAGUGCUCUUUGCUCAGCUUUGAGUUGGAUAAAUACUCAUCACAAAGAGGUAAUAACUAAUCAAACAAAUGAACACAAAUCCAAAAAGAUACCUCUCUGGGUUUUAAAAAAGACAAAAAUUAAUAUAGAAAGAUCCUAUGAAGAAAUGAUUGCAUUGCAAAAUACUUUUUUAGAAAAUGUCAAAAGUCAUUUUAAUCUAGUUGAACAGAAUACAAAAGAUAACGAAACUCUACUAAUAAGUCUACCUGAAAUAUGGAGAGAAACCUGCUCAGAAGAAUCAAAAAGACAAUACAACUUAUUCAAAAUUAUUAUUGCUAGUAGGACUCAUUCGCAACUAUCUCAGUAUAUUGGGGAAGUUCGUAAGCUCCACGAAUCGGGAAGUUUCAAGAAUUAUUGUCACCGACUAUUUAAAGAUCCAUCUAUAACUACAGUAGCAAGUAGAUCUCAUUUAUGUAUUCACCCUGAAGUUAGAAAGCUACCCAGCCUCAUAAUAAAUGAUACUUGUUUAGAAUAUACAGCUCCAAAUAAAAAAGAUAUUGAAAAACACUUUUGUCCAUACAAAUCAAGAGCAAGUAUUCUUGCAAAGCUGAGUUUAUGCAAAUUAAUGGAUAUUGAAGACCUACGUAAGGAAGGAGAAAAAGUUGAGGCCUGUCCCUACUAUGCAGUUAAGGAAGCGAACAAAUUUUCAGAUAUUACUCUAAUACCUUAUACUACUUUAUUUAACAAUUCAACAAGAGAGUCCCUAGGAGUUGAAUUUAAUUCUUUGGGAACUAUAUGUAUUAUUGAUGAGGCACAUAAUAUUUUUAAUGCCUUUGAAUCAAGUUACAAGGCUAGCAUAGAUCUGAAUGCAUGCAAACAAUUAAUUCCCAACUGUAAAGGCUAUCUUGAAAAGUAUGGCACGAGUUUUACUCCAAAUAAUCUCUCUUUAUUUAGGCAAUUGCUUCGAUUUAUAACUAUGUUUACUAAUAAUGUGGAGAGAAUAGUUAACUCAUAUAGAUCACUGAAACGACAAUCAAGUGAUACUUGUGAUUCAAAGUUACAGCAUAAUACUGGAGUUAUUUCAUAUAACUUGACAGACUUCUUUAAAAUAAUAAAUUUUAGCUUUUUUAAUACGAAUGAUCUGCAAACCUUUAUUGAAAACAACAAUCUAUGUCGUAAAAUGAAAAGAUUCUCAAUAAUGGAAAUAUAUUCAAGUGAUAAAAAUGGGAAAGGUGACACAAUCAGUUCUAAUACAUUAUAUACGUUCAAAUCCUUCAUUGAUGCACUUAUUUCGGCUGAUAAAAAGUACGACCAAAUAAUUAUUGAGUAUAAUUUUAAUCAUUCUUCAAAUAUUCUAGAUAUAAACUGUAGUUUAAUCCCAAUUAGCGUAGACUGCUUCUUCAAAGAUUUAAUGAAAAAUUCACGUUCUACAAUGCUUAUCGGUGGAACCUUACAACCUAUUUUUGAGUACAAGCCUCUUUACAAUCACCUUCCAUCUUCAAGUGUUUAUAUGUAUUCAGCAACUCAAUCCAUCUCUAAGAAUAAUCUUUUGGGAAUAGUUGUACCUCAGAAUGUAGAUGGUAAUAUUCUAGAUUUAAGAUAUAAUACAAGAUUUAGCCACGACCAACUCCUAGCUUUAUGUCAAACUCUUGCCUUGGUAUUACCCUUAAUACCAGAUGGAAUUUGUAUAUUUUUUAAUAGUUUUAUAUUCCUCGAAGUAUUUUUUAGAUUUAUACAUAGAGAAGCUGAAGCUAAACCAUUUUUAGAGCAAAUUAAGAAGAAGAAAAUUUUUAGAGAAAAUAAAUUAUCAACAGCUCUAGAAAAUGAACAAUUAUGGGAAUCAUAUAAAAAAUGUAUAUAUUCUAAUAAUAAAACUCACGCUGGUGCAAUUCUACUUGGAGUUUUAAAUGGCAGAUUAUCUGAAGGUGUGAAUUUCUCCGACGAGUUAUGUCGGUGUCUGAUUAUUGUAUCAUUACCAUAUCCUCCAAAUACCCCCAUACUAGAAGCGAAGGCUAAAUAUUUCUAUGAAAAAUCUGAUCUAACUACAAAUACUGAUGACCUUUCUUUUCAAUCAAUUAUGUGCAUGAAAAUAGUAAAUCAAUGUAUUGGACGUGCAUUGAGACACAGUAAUGAUUAUUCCGUCGUUCUAUUACUAGAUCACCGUUACAAAAGAAAAUAUAUACAAGAUAUGUUACCAAGCUGGUUCACUGAACAUUUAGUAUGCAAUAAUAAUAUUUCAAGAUGGGACUUUUAUGAACAUGUAUUAAAUCCUAUAAAAAGUUUUUUUAGUUCUAGGGCUUAUCUAAAUAAAGAGUGA